GAUUCGGCUGGCCAUCUUGCCAUACAAUCCCUUCAACAAGCCAUUUAUCAAAUCCAACCACCAGACCCAAGUCGCUCGCCCUGAUAUCGUGACCUGUCGCACAACCUCAAUCGAGACCUCUGAUUAUUCAUAAACAUCAACAGCCCACAAGAGCCCCGAGAAACACAUUUACAGCCAAAAUGCCGUCCACACACAAGAAGGAGAAGCCGUGGGAUACAGACGACAUCGACAAGUGGAAGGUCGACCCUUUCACCAAGGACGAAUCCUCCGGCCCCUUCCUCGAGGAGUCUUCGUUUAUGACCCUAUUCCCCAAGUACCGCGAGCGUUAUCUACGAGACUCGUGGCCACUCAUCACCAAGGCCCUCGACAAGCACGGCAUCACCGCAGUUCUCGAUUUGGUGGAGGGUUCCAUGACAGUGAAGACGACAAGAAAGACAUAUGACCCCGCAGCUAUUCUUAACGCCCGCGAUCUCAUCAAGUUGCUCGCCCGUUCAGUACCAGCCCCACAAGCGAUCAAAAUUCUCGAAGAUGGCAUGGCCUGCGACAUCAUCAAGAUCCGCAGCAUGGUACGGAACAAGGAGCGUUUUGUUAAGAGGCGCCAAAGAAUUCUCGGACAGAACGGCACAACGCUCAAGGCUCUCGAGCUUCUCACACAAACAUAUAUCCUCGUGCACGGAAACACAGUGUCGGUAAUGGGUCCUUUCAAGGGUCUGAAGGAGGUGAGGAGGGUUGUUGAGGACACCAUGAACAACGUUCACCCAAUUUACAUGAUUAAGGAGUUGAUGAUCAAACGCGAACUCGCAAAGGACCCCGCUCUUGCCCACGAAGACUGGUCUCGUUACCUCCCCAACUUCAAGAAGCGCACGCUUUCCAAGCGCCGCGUCCCCCACGUCGUCAACGACAAGACCAAGAAGAACUAUACACCCUUCCCCCCUGCGCCCGAGAAGAGCAAGGUGGAUCUCCAGAUCGAGUCCGGCGAAUACUUUCUCGGCAAGGAGGCCAAGCAGCGGGUGGCGGAGCAGGAGCGCGCAGAGAAGGCCAAGCAGAAGAAGGAGGAGAAGAAGCGCGAGCGCGAGAAGGAGUAUGUGCCGCCCGAGGAGUUGACGGACAAGAAGGCCAAGAAGAGGAAGACGAGCGACUAAGCUGGUACAAGUGGUGCAAUCCAAAAUAUGGGGGCGGUGGAGGUGGAAAUGGAGUUGAGGAAGACGAUGAUGAAGAGAAAGAGAAAGGAUCCUGGAAUCCCAUGAUACCCAUACUUCAGCAGACGAUUGAGAUUUCUCCUGCUUCGGGAUCCAAGGGUGAUCUGGUUGCUAAAUUUCACCAAAAGCCUUUGUCAAAUGUGUUAUCAAAAACAAUGACUUGUCCAGAAAAGAUGUCGGUUCUUGAAUCUGUCGACAUUUCGAAACCCAAGGCCGAAACAAAACCCGAUGACGAUCGCGAAUAAAGCCCGAUGUGGCAGACCCGCACCACAACCGGGCUGCUCCACCCCGGCGGAUCGCAAACCAGGGGCAUCACAAGGCGGGCCGAGGCAGUUGCAUCAUUGGAGCGGGAUCCGGCAACGAAUGCGGGGGAGAGUGGGGGCGGCCAUUGGUCGGUGGCAGGGUUGGUGGGAGAGGCUCAAUGACAGAGUGACAACACCCCUUUCCCCG
Molecule: messenger RNA, 1649 nt
Organism: Neurospora crassa OR74A
Lineage: Eukaryota; Fungi; Ascomycota; Sordariomycetes; Sordariales; Sordariaceae
Product: 90S preribosome/SSU processome component KRR1
Exons: 3
Coding region: 180-1142 (320 amino acids)
Cellular component (GO): small-subunit processome; nucleolus
Molecular function (GO): RNA binding
Source: RefSeq, a predicted model, not a curated record